Molecule: messenger RNA, 10036 nt
Organism: Ochlerotatus camptorhynchus
Lineage: Eukaryota; Metazoa; Arthropoda; Insecta; Diptera; Culicidae
Gene: MESR4
Product: misexpression suppressor of ras 4
Exons: 4
Coding region: 818-8746 (2642 amino acids)
Source: RefSeq, a predicted model, not a curated record
UCUUUUCGUUUCUGCUUUUGGUAUCGGAGAAGACGAACGAGAGAAGCAGCUUGGAUUCUGCUUGUGCGGAAGUGGCUCGAGCUGCUGACGAAAACGAGAAUCGCACUUUUCGCUGCAGAACACAACGGUUGGAAAAUUAGUCGGAAACGGCAGCGGCUACAGAAAAUUGGAAUACUGCAAGCUGUUGUGUUUUUGUUUGUGUGUGUGUGUUCUCGCAGAAUAACGCAAGAGAAGAAUCGGGAGCACUAGCGCUACGGGAGAAAUUAUACGUGGUUGCUCCUCGCUUUCUACGUGGCUUGGGAACGGGACGGGAUUGCGUUGUUUCUGCAGAAUCAUUCUGGAUUUCGUCAUUUUUUUCCAAUCUGAUAAUGUUUCUUUUCUGGGUUCCUUUUGUAGCUGGAAUAAUAUUGGAGCAAACGAAAAGUAGUGGGAGUGAAUUCUAAACGCGGAUGAAUCAUUCAUGCUCUUUGUACGAAUACAAUGUAAACAAAAUUUAAUUUGAAGAAGCAUAAAAAUAAUAGAAGUAGUGAUCAGCAGCAGCAGGAAGACGGGAAGAAAGUAGUGAUCCGUGGAGAAGAAAUUUUCCACUUGCAGAAAUAUUAUUAACAAGUGAGUUCGAAUUGAAAGUGCAUCAUCAUCAAGAUUGGCAAAUGUGUGCUGUUGCGGUUUGCAAUUUGUUUGGAUUAAUAGCCGGGAAACGGCUGGGAAGAGCGCAGACAGCGUACGGAACACGUCGGCAUACAUAAAUCGAUCGUCUUACAUCGAUUAGAUAUACGCUGAGAAGCUAACGGCAAACUGAUAACAAAGACCCUUAAUUAUGGACGAUGAAGAUGAAACCGCAGUGGCUCCAGUAGACGACACCCACAAAGCUGCCAACCAGUCCCAGGAAGAUGAAGUGAAUAAUGCUGAUGCACCCUCGAAGGAUGCAGCCACCCCACAAACAGUGGAAGCCUCUGCGGAGGCAACCGACAGUGAUCCACCAUCAUCUGAACCAUCCAGUAUCCCAGUUACUCAAGAAGAGAAAGACGAACCAGAAGAAUCACGUGAACCACGCGCGGAAACGAGUGCCGCUGAAAGCGAUAACGAACCAGAAGAAAGUCCAAAACAGUUGGGCGAGGAAUCCGCUGUUGGCAGUCCAUCAGCAGAAUCACUUGAUUCUAACGCAUUUGAAGCGACGACAGUGCAAGAUGAGGCUGCCUCUAUCGAGGAAAACGGCACCGUGGAGCAAGAACAGGAGGACGAAGAAAAACGAGAACAACUGCCAUCUCAAUCUGAAGAGGAUCAACCCAACGAACAGGAAUCGUACACAGACGAACCUGAACUUAUGGAAGAAGAGGAGGAGAAUGAGGAGAAACAGGAGACACCAGUGCAGGACACAGGAACUCUGAUCGACGAAGACGACGAACAAACUAAAGAGAAGGAGUGCAACAAAGAGCCAGAAGAGGUUGCCACAACAAGCUUUAUAAAACAUAAAGUGAAUGGAAUUUUGACGAAUGAAUCGUUGACGCUGGCUCCUAACGAUGAACAAAAGGAAGACGGUGGAGGAACGACUAAAGUACAGAGUGAAGAAAUCGACGAGAGUCAAGAGAGUUUGCGUGACGAAGCGACCGAACAGAGAAUGGAUGAAGCAACAAGCGAUGAGGAAGCUCGAGAAGAAAAUGUAGAACGUGAAAUUGCGAAAGACAGUACCGAUAUUGACGAUGAGCAGGGAGAGGACAUGGAAUGCGAUGAGGCAGUAGAUGAUGACAAUUCACCAGUGAACAUGAAAAGUGAUCAAACAGAAUGUAACGAUGAGUCAAGUCAAGGAGAAAGAGAAGUUCAAUCACCACAGCCGUUGGAACGACGAUUAGAGGAAGGCGAAGAGGAACGUCAACUAGAAUACCAGAGAGACGAUGUGUCAAGUCCUGAAGAUAGCGAAGAUCAACAACUGUUAGGAACCGAUGAAGAAGAAGAACAAGUGGAGAGUAAAGGAGUAGUAACCGAAACGCCUUUGGACAGUCAUACCCAAGAUGAUGAAAGUAGUUCGUUAGAGCCCCGAGUUAACGGCAACGUAUCUCACGACGAAGACGAAGAGGGCCACGAGAUAGAAGACUUUGAAGAGCCAGAAUCGUCCGGUCUUAAGCGGCCACGAUCGGUGAGUCCAGCGGUGAGCAACGGAGAAGUACAAGAACCCUUCAGUAAACAGUUGAGGUUAAGCGAAAGUUGUCAGGAAGAGGCAAAACCGCCGGAUCCGGAGAAAGAGCAUUCGGCUCCGGUUUCUACAGCAGUAAAUGUCGUCACUCACAAAGGUGGUUACGAAACUGAAUUGCUUCUGGAAAGUGGCAAACUGGAUCAAUCAAUCGAUUCGGGAAAAUCCUCCCUGGGUGAUAGUAACGAACCGGAAGAGGAUGCUGCCGUAAUCGCUGCUGGACUGAUACCACCGGAGGAAACAGUUCAAGCAGAUCCACAGUCAGUUGGAGCAGACAACGUAGAAGACGACGAUGUGGAUGACGACAAAUCGAGUAGCUCAAGUUCGUCCAGUUCGUCGAGCUCUAGUUCCGAUUCGGACAGUUCGGAUGAUGAGCAGGAAGAUGAUCCCAAAGAGGAUGAGAACAAUAAGCGAGAAUCUGAGCAACAGGAUCAGCUAGAUGUAGAACAGGCGAAGCAACCCGACGAGAAGAAGGCCGUUGAGCAGGAGGAAAACGAUAGCCCACCUCGGCUGGAAAUCGAUUCACCUUCGGAAGAAGAGGAAGAUGACGAAGAGGAAGAGGAUGAGGAAGAGGCCAAAAUUACCAGAAGUGAAGGACUGAAGUUGUCCAUCUCUCUGAAGCGACCACCCGCUGAUGAAAAGCCUAGAGAGGAACAGGAAGAACAGCUUCCUCCGGUAAUUCAACCGGUAAUUCCUCAGGCCCAACCGCAGCCUGUAGAUUUUAGUAACUUCUUUAACCAAGAAAAGCUUUUAGUCGAUCGACCGGAACUGAUUAAGAUCGACUACAACAGCAAGCCGGAAGUGCACAACAUCAGCGAUCAGGUGCAGCAAGAAAUGGAAAGCAGUUCGCUUCCAGCAAAACCUAUACCAACAGGAGGCUUCAGUUUACUAAACAAUCAAUUGAAGACUAACUACGUGGGAGUUGAUUCAACAGAUUUUCUAAUGGACGAAUCAUCCGACACAUUGGAUGAAGAAAAUCGGUUAGUGAUAGCAGAAAAACAGCGAAGAGGUAGAAAGAAGGACAGUUCCCCAGUGAAACAACAGCAGCUGCACCUACAGCAAACUUGGCAGCAACAACAUGCUCUGUACGGAGGACCCCAUCAACUGGGAAUUCCAAAUCGCAAUGUGAUGGCACCUAAAUCGAAUGCCAAACGACCUCAACAGCAGCAACGGUUGCAGCAGUCGCUUAUGAAGUCGAUGUUGGCCAGCAGUAAGCUACCUCAAAUGCAUCUUCCUGUCCCUCCCCCAAUCCCACCUCAAAUACCUCCUCAAUCAGCUCAGCAGUCGUUGCUAUUGCAUCAUCAGCCACAGCUACAGCCCCAGUUGCCUUCUCAGCAACUGCCCCAACAGCAAUUUCCUCCACAGCAAGCAGAGAAGAAAAAGGACAAAAAGAAGGUGUUCCUCUGUUCUCCUUGUGGAACCCACUACGAGAACUGGAAUCUCUUCAAGCAUAUGCGAGAAGUGCACAAGAAGUACAUUUGCUUGUAUUGCUUGGGCAUCUUCCAGAGUGCCGAUAAGUUGGUGAAUCAUCUGGAAGCCAAACAUCAGGUGCGAAAAAAGCACGUGGCCAGCAUUGACGAGUAUCAACAACAACAGCAGCAGCAAAACAUGGACAUCAGCAAACCGCUGUACCUAAUGUGUGCUCGCUGUGAGCAUAUUUUCGAAAAGUCGCCUUCCAACAAUGGGGAUGCAAUCGUACAGCACGACUGUGCUGAUUACCUGGAGCGAUGCGGAAAUUGUGGCGACCUUAAACAGUCCAAGCAUAAAUGCGAGAAGAAAGCGGAGAUCCCGCUCGACCCAGCCAGACUAUUCAGCAACAACAGUUUUAGUUCAGGUAACAAUAUACAUAGUAGCGUUAAAUUUAAUCUUAACCACAACUACGACGGCAGUAGUGCUAGUAGUAAUUCAACGGCUGUGAUGUUUAAUUAUGAUAAUCCUACGACUAACGGAAAUGGUACUCUCGACAAACUGUAUCAAGCGAAUAGUCUGGCUGGAGCAGGUCCGCCGGCCCCUCAGAAUCGAAAGUCGCAGAACAAAAAGUUGAAACUGUCCCAACCGCAACAGCAAGAGCAGUUCCAACGUUUCAACAGUCCAAUCCUACAAUCCCAGCUCAUGAAGCCGCUGGAAGCUCCCGUGCAGCUACCCGCUCCAGUUUCCUAUCCAGCCGAGGUACUGCAGCAUCAGCAACCAAGCUACGUGCUGCAGCACCCACCUUCUCAACUCAACUUCAAUCAAAACACCACCACUACUCUGUCGACCAUACCGGCCAGUUUGCUAAACGUCCAGGAACCUCCCACGGAGCUUCCGCCGGUGCCAACAGAGUUGCCCCCGUCGGUGAUGCUAGCACAGCAGCAGCAGCAGCAGCAACAGCAACAGCAACAAGAACAGAAAGCAGACGAGCAGCAGCAUCGGCCGCCGCUGGUGCCAAAAUUGAAGGUGAAGAUUCCGAAACAGUACUGCACACCGAUUGAGAGCGAAGAAUCCUCCACGGAAAGUGACUACGAAGACGAGGAAGCUGAGGAAGAGGAGGAGGAGGAUGAUGACGAGGAAGAAGAGGAACAGCAACAACACGGGAAAGAUGACAAAUUGAAGACCAAUGAGGUACAGGUGCAUCCCCCAGUUUCGGAAACCCAGCAGCAGGAAGCCGCCCCCUUCCCAACCGCACGAAUCGAAGAUGACGUCAAGCUCGAUCCGGUCGAAAUGGACAUCGAAGAGGAAGGCGAUCGUCAGCCGGUCAGUUUGCCGCCGGAAAUGGGUCCCGCUCCGAUGCCGGAACAUCAUCGGCAACCACCGGAGGCGAUGGCGGUGGAUGAUGAACCGCCGCCACAAGCAGCCACACUUUCGCCAGAAUCUGAAAUCUCACCCCCAGAAGCAGCACAACAACAGCAACUGGCGCCAUCACCGUCGCCACCAACGCCUCCGCCAUCGGAUGGCAUCGUGAUAGCGGACGAGGAUGCCCAGCUCUUUGAACUGACACUGGAUGAACCGCUGGAUAAGAUCCACAUACGCGAGUUUAUCAAAAUUUGUCUGCGAGCGACGGUUCCGUUCUGUUUGUACUGUAACCACGCGAGGCGAAUCGCGGUGAAUGGGAAAUACUUGGCACUACAUUUGGUUGCGACGCAUCGCUUCCAGGCGACGGUUAACAGCAUCACGGCGGAGGAACUUCUACCGGCCACGAUCGUCCAGAGGUUUAAGUCCAACUUGGACGAACUGGAACCGCUGCACUUCAAUCUGGAGACGUUCGAUUCGAGUUGGACACUGGAGGAGAAGGCCGUUACCUAUCCGAAGCAGUUUGAGUGCUUCCAGUGUAGGUUCAUAACGAAGAUACAUAAGGAACUGUACCUGCAUAACCGCAAGAUGCAUCAAAAGUCGGUGCUGAUAUGUUUGAUGUGUCGGACAAACUUUUUCAGCUACAGCGAACUGCUUUGCCACAUGUGCCCGGGGGCACCGAAUCGACAGAGUAUCUUGGAUUAUAGUUUCCGGUGUUGUUCGUGCAACAUUGAUGGGAUCCCGUCGGCGUUCCGAUUGAUGGUUCACUUGAGGAAGCGUCACUUUGCUUGCGACGUGUGCUUGGAGCAGUGCGUCGAACAGGGUGCGCUGUCGAAUCACGUGUGGAAGCACAAACUGCACCAUCUGUGCUAUCGGUGUGGAAUUGCGUACCGAAACAAGGCGGAUAUUUUGAAGCAUCUGUUCUGGAAACACGGUACUGAGGGGGUGGUUUGCAAACGAUGUCUGCAGAAGAAGUGGCCACAUGUGUAUCAUUUCUGCGUUCCUCCUGCGCAGUUUAUUUGCGAGGUUUGUCAAACGGGCUUCCGGAAGUCGUUGGCAUUGAAGGUUCACCAGCGGUUGCACAACGGAGAGGAUAAGUAUCCUUGCACUGAGGAUGGUUGCGAGAAGAAGUUCAUAUCGAAAAAGUUGCUGCUGAAGCACGUGCAAAGGCACUAUGAGCCUCCACCACCACCACCGUCUCCCCCAAAACCGAAGGAACCUACGCCAGAGCCGGUACUACCUGCGGCCAAACCGAAGGAGGAAGAAAGUGAAAAGAUCAAAGAGGAGGUGAAGGACGAAGGAGAGGAAAGUAAAAUUAAGGCAGAGGUGAAAGUGGAGAACGCCGAGGAGGCUAAGGGAAGUACGGAAACUCCUAGAAAGAAGAAGAAGAAGCGUUCAAAGGAGGACCAGGAGAAGUCCUUGGUAGAUCUGAUGAAUUUGCCGGCGUUGAAUUUGUCCGAGAGCGAUAGCAGUGACGAUUCGGAUGCAGAUCAUUCGAAUGCCAGCAGUCGUAAAUUCCCAUCUGCUCCAGGGACAUGCAAAGAUGAAAACUCCGGUGACGAAGCGCUGUCCGACCUGAAGAAGGAGGAAGUCAAAUUGGAGGAAGAGGACGGUGAAGCGGAGAAGGUUGGAUCUGAGGAGAUUGUGAAUAUUUGGAACAACUUCAAAAACUAUCAGGCCAGCCGAACAAACAGUCGACGACCUUCGCUGUCGGACGAAGUGAUGACCGAGGAACAGUUUGUGGAGAAGAUGCUGAAAAGUAAGAUACUACAUGUGUCCCAAUCGGAUCAUGACUACUGCCUGAUGUACAAGAAGAUCUAUCCGGAGGUGAAGGCCAGCGAAAUCGGGGAGACGAUUGUAAUCGAUGAUGAUGGCAAUCUGGAGAAAGGUAAGCAGCAAGCAUCGUUGCUGAAGUCUGGUGCUCGAGUGGGAAGCCCUUCGAAGAAACAGAAAUCUCCGAGGAAGCGGAAAGCUUCCAAGAGUGGAUCGGACUCAUCAUCCAGCGGCAGUGGAAGCGAUUCGGACUCGAGCUGCGAAUGUGGAUCAAACUGUAGUUGUAGCUCUAGCAGUUCCGGAAGCAGCAGUUCCAGUUCGGACGAUUCGGAUAGCUCGGAUGAGAAUACUACAAAGAAGAAGAAAAAGGCAGCGGAGAAGAAGGAGAAAGAUAGUCAUCUGAAGCAAACGAUGGCAGAGGAACCGGUGGUACCUGUGGAAGAGGAAAUACUUGUGGAGCCACCGGAGCCCAUCGACCCGGACACUAUAAUUCACGAAUCAGACCUGGAAACGGACGAAUCGGAAACGGACGAGGAGUUUUAUGACGAACAUCCUCAAAAGUUGGCCAAUCAGAUGCUGGCGGAGAAACGGCGUCAGCUUAUGCAGCAAACCUGUAUGAGUCCGAUGAAUAGCUUUGGUAUUGUCGAGAAUAGUCGUCCGUCAACUCCUUCCUUGCCGGAAGAAAUGGUCGCCAAAAAGAAAGUCAAGUUGAAGAAGAGGAAACGAGAGCGUAAGCUGACUAAGAAAACUCCUCCUCCACCUUUGGAACCAAUUUACAACAUUCCUCCUGCAUUGAAUCUGAACCAUGUGGAUCAGUUCUCACCUGCCCUAGUUCCUCUGGCAACUCCGCUGACGGCGCCACCAAUAUUGCAUUCAGUAGAAAGCCCACUAACUUCCGGUGUCCCCGAUCAUUCACCAACUCCAGGGUCAGCUUCCAAAGCUCUCACGCCACGGCUCAGCACCGGGAACAGUUCCGAAUCUGAUGCGCCACUCAAGCGUUCUCAGCGCAGCCGAAAACCGAACAAAUUCUACGGUUACACUAGCGACGACGAAGGACCCCCUAUGAUGACCCCGCUGGUGUCGAAGAACCCGGAGAAAUCGAUUCUCUCCGUCAUGAAACCUACUCCACCGCCCAAUUUAGUGUGGAGCAAAGAGGAUCUACCUUCGCCUCCAAGUUUAAAAAUAAAAUCCUCUAAAGUGAAACAACCCGAUCCCAGUACACCAGUUACCUCGCGAGGACCUCCAGCGAUCGCUCUACUCCAGCAGCAACCAUCACCGCACCAUCCGCCACGAGUGGAUCCAUCGCGGAUCCCUACCGUUCCAGUGCACCAUCUAAUUCCUAGCCCUCUGAGCACCCCGCUGCACAACGACGCCGACAGCGAUUCAAGCCAGGAAGGCACCCUUCAAAUCAGUCAAAAACCCACCAAAACAACUCCUCAUCGUCCACUACCACCGCUCCCGAAGCUCAAGCUUUCCGUACCGAAAAAGACCCCUGGCGGUUCUCGGGGUACACCGAAAACUCCCGGUUCCCGAAAACGAGCACCCCCCAAGCCCAAAACUCCAAAGUCCGCUCCUCCGAUUCCGUCUACCGCAGUUCGUGCUCAAAUCCCCCCCAACUUCCCUCCAGCUCCAGCUUCCGCUGCUCCGUUCCAGCCGCCCAUCGUCGCUCCAGCAAUCCCGAAAGUUCCGCCACUCGGUUCCUUCCCCAGCAUACAGUCGGAGUUCUUCCCCGCCAACCAGAUCCGCAUUCCGGCCGGAUGGCGCCCACCGCGCGAGGGCGAAUCCGUUUACUGCUACUGCCGCUGCCCGUACGACGAGGUAUCGGAAAUGAUUGCUUGCGACGGAGACAACUGUCGGAUCGAGUGGUUCCACUUUGAGUGCGUGGGCAUCAUCAUGCCACCCAAGGGCAAAUGGUUCUGUCCGGAGUGCAAGUUGAAACAGCAGUCGUCGGCGGGCGGUGGAGCACCGAUCGCUACUAAUGUGGAACUACAGGACGAUUUGCUGGAUUCGAACUAGAUUGGCGUUUGUUGACUUAUUCAUGUUUGGCAAAACAGUUCAACCGAUGGGUGUUGCAAAUAGUACACAAGUUACUUAAAUGGCGACAAGCGAUGGUGACCGGCAGAAAUAAUGUUAGUUCCGAGCUCGUAUGGUUUAGUUUGAGAGAAAUAAUGGCGUAUCUGUAUAGCAUAGAAUAGUUUCCUAGUGCUACUUGCAAGUAAAUAUAGAUACAUACAAAAAUACUGUAAACUUAUGAAAAUUAAACACACAAGAACAUUUACAGUAGUCUAACGAUUAUGAUUCAGAAUUCUCCAGAAAGAGAAAUAUCUAGAUGUAGAAACAUAAUGGAAUAAUCUAAUUUUGAAACGCUUAUUUUUGUGAAAAAUACAUCAAACACACAUAGAAAGGAGAGAAUCAUUUGUUUAGAUAGUUAUUUCAUCCUUAGUUUUACGCUAUACAACUAGUUAUGUAAAAUAAUAGAUUUAGCUGCGCAGUAAGCAAACACAAACAUAAAAAAUCGUAGGACUUACCCGGAGUACAGAACAAUAGUAGUAGUGUGUGCCAGUAGAGUUGUAUUUUUGUAUAGGUUUUUCUAUUUUUUUUUUGUAUCGCGAGUACGAUUAUUUUUUUUAUGAUUUCCUCUUUGAUGGAUGUGUUUGUUUGAAGAAAAGCGACACGCGUGUAGUGUUUUGUUUUUUUAACUACCCACAUUACAUUUACGCAAACCAAUGAGUAUAAACCACACAUACACACACACAUAUACCUUAAAACGAACACGCUUGAGAAAUACAGUUUGAAAAACUUGUCUCCAUCUUUUGCAUCUAUGCAACAUUUAAACAUUUAUCGACGUUCACACAUACACACAAAUAGUACAGUUGUGUUUAGGAAAUCCUGCAUGCGCAAAGUGUUGUUAAGAAUACAAAAAAAGGUAAACAGUAGAUUUACGGCUUUCAGCAUCGUUCGUAUGUGUGAUGAUGGUUGGAGUCGAGCCCCGGAAGAGCCGCGCCACGGUCAUCAUAUUGUAGUAGUGAGAGAAGAAACAAAUCUGACCUUAUGAUUUAAAGUUUUCCUAAACUAAUCUAUCAAGCAUUAUUGGAGGCAGGUGAUGUGUGAAAAUUUAACGGAAAUAUUAAAUAAUGUGGUAAAAUAUGGCAUAUUGAAUAAAACGUAAAUAAACCCUUCACCGAAAGAUGACUGUGGAACAACAGAAUUUACUGGUAAAGUGUAACGUUUAACGAAAAAUUUCUGCAAAAAUAUACCUACCAACAACACAUAGUCAGACUAAUGUUGACGCUAAUGGAAAAGUAA